AUGUUCGAUUAUGAAUAUUAUUGUGAACAUUGACAUAAUAUUCUUGGCAUAUUAUUUAGUAAAUUCAAUCGGUAUUUUCGAAAAGAAAAACAUAAUAAAAAAACAAUGAAUAGACUUUUAUUUAAUCGAAGUGUUUUGAACACAAGUUUACCAAUUCGAAAUUAUUCAGUGAAAUCGUUGACAACACCAUUGGCACCGCCGUUAAGAAAUAUUACGAAAGAUCCAUCGCAAUUUGUAUACAAACCAAUUGUCUAUCAAUUAUCUACAAAUUGUUUGAAGCAAUUUUAUCGCAAAAAUUCAUCAUACGCACCAAUUAACAUUGAUACAUCGAAUUUGGCCAAAGAUGUGAUCAUUUUCAAAUACAAUAAUCCGAAAUAUUUCAAAUUGAUGAAUUUUUUCGGCUUUAUUCAGUUCUUCUUUUUCCUGAUAGCCUCCGAGUUUAUAUUAUCAACAUUACGUCAGACACCGGUCAAUGAAAAAGAUCCCGAUUUCGAUGCAAAACCAUUCUAUUUAAAAGUAAAUUUGGGUGAAAAUAAGUACAAAUAUGGUAUAUCAUUUGCCAGUUUUAUCUUUGGCUUGACAAUUCUGGGAUUUGUAUGGACGACCACAGUACGCAGUGUUCGGUUUUUGAUUCUGAGAAAGGGCGGUUCCUACGUUAGUUUCGUUACAUACGGCCCAUUUGGAAAAAAUCGCAUAAUGGAUGUACCAUUGAGAUUUGUAUCGGCUGUACAAUCGAGAAAUGUUGGCGCCAGUGCUCUUCCAAUUAAAGUGAAAGGCAAAACAUUUCAUUAUCUACUCGACAAACAAGGCCAAUACACAAAUCCAGAGAUAUUCGAUCAUGUGAUUAAUGUUAAACGACGCCUUUAAAACCAAAAACCGAAAACACACUCUGUAUAACUAUACACAAAUAAAGUCUUAUUUUAUGUAAUGAAAAAACAA
Messenger RNA from Contarinia nasturtii (swede midge), 939 nucleotides. Its product is annotated as transmembrane protein 223. Bases 106 to 867 code for a protein of 253 amino acids. Gene Ontology annotation, cellular component: mitochondrion. Gene Ontology annotation, biological process: nervous system development. The record is from RefSeq and is a predicted model, not a curated record. The transcript has 2 exons. Lineage: Eukaryota; Metazoa; Arthropoda; Insecta; Diptera; Cecidomyiidae.